Molecule: messenger RNA, 3639 nt
Organism: Lingula anatina
Lineage: Eukaryota; Metazoa; Brachiopoda; Lingulata; Lingulida; Lingulidae
Product: dystrobrevin beta
Biological process (GO): synaptic signaling
Cellular component (GO): plasma membrane; synapse
Molecular function (GO): zinc ion binding
Source: RefSeq, a predicted model, not a curated record
AUGUUGAUUAUAUUCUGCACACUACUCAGUACACACUGGGUGGUGAGGAAGAGCCCAUGGAUAAGAUAUUAUGAAACUGUAUGAUAGAACAUCAUGCUACGGUUGUCUGGUUCUGUGAUGCUGCUUCUUACAAACUGGCUGUGACAGCUUCUAGGCUAUCCUCCUGUGCAAUUUUAUCACAACACAGUGGCAACAUUUCAGUAUUUUGAUUCAUUAGUUCAGUGUUUUGUUUGUAAGAAGCACUAGUUCUUCGUGCUGGAAAAGACACAGCAAACAAACAUUAUUCAUAUCAAGUCACAGGGGAGUUCUGAAAACUGCUGCUUACAGGACCAUAUACAGUUUAACCCACACCCAAGGCAGACAUGUAUUGUCAUACUUUUGCAAGUAUUCCAGCAGACGGACACCAUCACGGCCAUGGGGGUCAUCAUGGGGGUCAUCAUGGGUCUUCUCACAGUACUGGCGGAGACCAUCAUUCCCAUGGACACCAUUCACAUUCUCACCAUCAUGGUGAUAGCCACCACUCACCUCGCUCCCACGGGACAAAAUUACAAGAUAAAGUCAAUGGGACGGUGGUCAAAGUACGUGGUGACAAUCAUAAGAAAAAGGGCGACAAAAAAAGCAAGAAAAAAGUCAAUCGUGUACCUGUGAAUGCAGAUCUGGAUGGAAAUGUCAGUUGUUUUGGGUGCUUUCCAAGCAGAAAAGGUCACCUGGGAGCACUGGACAGUAUGCCUGAGGACAUCAGUCCUACAGCCAAGUCCAUGAUAGAACACAGGCAGAUGAUGUCUGAGAUGAGAACUCAAAAUUAUGAUGUCAUCAGAUUUGCCACUUACAGAACAGCAUGUAAACUUCGCUUCAUCCAGAAGAAAACAAACUUGGGGCUAGUGGACCUGUGGAAUAUGAUCGAGGCAUUCCGAGAGAGUGGCCUCCACACACUAGACCAUGGCAUGGAAGUGAACAUCUCUAAACUACAGUCAUUGCUGACAACUAUAUAUUCCCAUUUGAACAAGAGGCUACCUCCCAACCAGCAGAUUAAUGUAGACAAAAGCAUUAAUUUAACCCUCAGCUGGUUGCUGAGUGCUUGUGAAAAAAAAAGCAAAGGCAAAAUGAGAGUGUUUUUCAUCAAAGUCAGCCUCACCACUAUGUGUGCUGGAAAACUGAUGGACAAACUAAGGUAUAUGUUCACCCAGGUGUCAGACUCAAGUGGAUCAUUGGUGAAAAGCAAGUUUGAAGAUUACCUGAAGGCCAUUCUGUCCCUGCCAGGGUCUAUAUAUGAGGGGCCCUCAUUCCACUACACUGACACAGCAGCCAGGGCUUGCUUUAAUGGGAAGAACAAAGUGACCCUGAAUGACUUCCUGGACACUCUGAUGGCAGACCCAGGUCCUCAGUGUUUGAUGUGGUUACCCAUACUGCACAGGAUGGCUGCUGUGGAGAAUGUUUUUCACCCAAUCCAGUGCGAGGGCUGCAACCGAGAUUCGUUCAUGGGAUUCCGCUACAAGUGCCAGCGCUGUUAUAACUACCAUUUGUGCCAAGACUGCUUCUGGAGGGGGAGGACAUCCGGAAACCAUAACAAUGACCAUGAAAUGAAAGAAUACUCUUCUUAUGGAUAUGCAGAGAAAUCACCAGCCAAACAAAUUGGUCAUUCACUUCGCAAGUCAUUCCGCUGUGUUCCUGCAAAAGCAACAAAUAACAAGAUUCCAGUAUUUCCUGAGACGCCAGAGAAGACAUUAGACCUUUCCCAUAUUGUUCCGCCCACGCCCACUCCAGUCCACAAUGGGUUCCCAGAGACAGCUCUGAGCCAGCAGUCCAUUGAUGUCUCUGAGAACAGCUCUGUCAACAAGAGUCCCAGUCGCCUAGCUUCAUCUAGUGUUGAUGCCAGUCGUAUUGACGAUGAACAUCGUUUGAUAGCACGCUAUGCGGCAAGACUUGCUGCAGAUGCCAGUAAUGCUCCAUCGAGUAGCAGUAGUAAUGCGUCCCAAAAUAUCACCCAGAUCUUACAACAGCUUCAAGAUGCACGGAGUCCAGUGGAACUGAACUACAGCAUGGAGUCCAGCAAGGUGCAGAGAGACAUGAUUGCCCAGCUGGAGGCCAAAAACAGGGAGAUCAUGAGGGAGAUCCAGAAACUGAAGGUGGAGCAAGAGGCUGCUGGCAGGGCUAGCAGCGAGGCACAGGCCAACCCCACCUUACUGGCUGAGCUGAGGUUGUUACGACAGCGCAAGGACGAGCUAGAGGGACGCAUGUCUGCUUUACAAGAGAGCCGGAGAGAGCUCAUGGUGCAAUUAGAAAGCCUGAUGAAGUUAUUAAAGAAUCAUGGUUCCCCUCGUUCCACUCCGGGAAGCAGCCCCAAGGCCAGAACCUACUCUCCAGUAGCAGUGAAGACCAGUUCUCCCAGCACCCCUGGGGACUCAUUGACUGGCGUGGGUGGGGACGUGAGGCAGGCCUUCAGUACCACGCACCAUGCCGUGCCAAGUAAUGCCAGAAAUCUACGGAAUGACCUGCUGGUAGCCGCAGACUCGGUCACCAAUGCCAUGUCAUCCCUUGUGAAAGAAUUGAACUCAGAGGCCUCCAGUGACAGUGAAGACGAGGAUAAUAUUGACAAUCAUAGAAAGUGCAGUAGAGGAUUUGAGACAGGAGAGAGUUCUGCCAUGGAGAGUUCUGAUGAAAUUAUGGGAUGGCAGGAAGAUGUUCAGAGGAGACUGGGAGAGGAAGCUGCCUUCAUUGAGCAAAUUCGAGCCAGAAAAGAAAAACCAUUAAAUCGCGGUCUUGGUGACAUAGAGAAUGAUCACUAUAUUCCAACAGAUGAUGGGGAGUCAUACGUGAGGACUGAUGAUGAAAGUGUGGGUCUUAACACAGAUGACGGAGAGUCUUAUAUAAGGACAGAUGAUGAGAGUAAUGUCAAUACGGAAAAUGAAGAUGCAGAACUGUAUGACCAAGAUCCAAAAGAGCUAUUCCCCAGGUACCAAAGUGAAGAUGAAAGUUAUAUGCACAGCGAUGCAGAGUCGUAUAUCAGGACGGAUGACGAGGAGGGUGGUAAUGCAGAGUGGGAAGAAGCCAUGAAAAGAUGGGUCAAUAGAUAGUAGCAAGACCACUGAACUGAUUUACAGAAUGAAUGAUGAAUGGGUCCAGAUUGGUGGAAUAAAUCAUGAAUUAAAACUAUCACCACAUACAGCAGACAAGAUCAGUCAUUUAUCAGGAUAUGAAAGACUGAUACAAAUUCAAAUUAACAAGAGUCAACACAUUUAUCAUGAACAUGUUAAAGAAGUAUCUAUACUUCAAAAUAGAACUUGAUUGAAGAGUAAUUACCCAGAUAAUUAUUAUAAAAAGCUGUUAUCUUGUCAUACACAAAAUUGACAUUGUAAGAUAUGCAAAGCGUGAUAGAUGUUCCUCAUUUUGUGACAAGACCUGUAGUGUGCCAAAGGCUUACAAAAAGUAGAUAUUUGUUUAGGUAUGAUUUGUUUACAAUAAUGCAAUGUAAUUGAUUUAUUUUUAAAGAGAAUUGGAUUGGUACACAGAUAGUCAAGGAUACUGUCCAAACCUAACUGCAAGAUGUGUAAAUAUCUCUGGAUAUCGUAUUUAAUGUGUGCCUUCUGAUUUACUUUCUGGAACCAGAAUGCUGAACACACUGAACUUCAUCCCUUUUUC